Molecule: messenger RNA, 713 nt
Organism: Phlebotomus argentipes
Lineage: Eukaryota; Metazoa; Arthropoda; Insecta; Diptera; Psychodidae
Gene: EloC
Product: elongin-C
Exons: 3
Coding region: 119-463 (114 amino acids)
Biological process (GO): ubiquitin-dependent protein catabolic process
Cellular component (GO): elongin complex
Molecular function (GO): protein-macromolecule adaptor activity
Source: RefSeq, a predicted model, not a curated record
CACAGCGUCACUCCGUUUUCUAAAAACGCACUCUUUCUAGUGGAAAAGCAAUUGAAUCUUAUUCGCAUUUUGCAUUUCUUUUACGUCAAGUAAACCCCCAAUUGUACAUACAUCAAAAAUGGAAGAACAGCGCAUUGAGCGAUCCUACGGCGGGUGCGAAGGUCCAAAUGCCAUGUAUGUGAAGCUGAUUUCAUCGGAUGGACACGAGUUUAUUGUCAAACGCGAGCACGCACUGACAUCCGGAACGAUUAAGGCGAUGCUCUCUGGACCCGGUCAAUUUGCUGAGAAUGAGGCAAAUGAAGUUAAUUUCCGUGAAAUUCCUUCGCACGUCUUGCAGAAGGUCUGCAUGUACUUCACGUACAAAGUGAGGUACACCAACAGCUCCACAGAGAUUCCAGAAUUUCCCAUAGCACCCGAAAUUGCCCUGGAACUCCUCAUGGCGGCAAAUUUCCUCGAUUGCUAAGCUUUAUAUAAAACGGGGAAUUUCGUUCCGCGAUUGCCCAAAAUACCCCGCCCCCCCAUAUUUAUGGUUUUGAACUUUUUUCUUUCUUAUGCAACAAAUACAUAGAGCGGGCUUCGUCCAGCUCUGCGCGAAUGCUAUAAAUUAGAGGGUGAAAAGAAUUAGCAAAUAUCACACCAGCAGAAGCCUGACAAUUUAUUGUAUUCUUCAAAGUGGAUUUUCUUCAUUUUUGUAAUAAAUGAUAGCCAGUUAA